Aedes albopictus (Asian tiger mosquito) is the source of this 1401-nucleotide messenger RNA. RefSeq lists its product as uncharacterized. Lineage: Eukaryota; Metazoa; Arthropoda; Insecta; Diptera; Culicidae. The record is from RefSeq and is a predicted model, not a curated record. The coding region runs from base 1 to 1401 and encodes 466 amino acids. Gene Ontology annotation, biological process: DNA replication, removal of RNA primer. Gene Ontology annotation, molecular function: RNA-DNA hybrid ribonuclease activity; nucleic acid binding. The transcript has a single exon.
AUGCUCAAAGUAAUCAGCGGAGUGAAAACAGGAAGUCAUCCACAAACUCUGAAUAGCAUCUACGUCGCCAUAAUACGAAGCGUUAUGGAAUAUGGGUGCUCAGUGACCAACAACGCCGGAAAGACCAACAAACAGCUGCUAAACGUUGUAAACAACCAAUGUUUACGGAAAGUUACAGGUUGCACGCGCAGUACGCCGCUAAAUGCUUUGACGGCUCUUGCAGGACAGGAACCUUUGGAAGAAAGAUUCAACUACGUGACAGGCAAGAGUAUAACAAGAUGUUUCGAAAGAAAUAACGUGAUAGCAGAGCAACUGAGGAACAUAACCGAAAUCGAAGACGGGGAUGAAGGAAAAUACUCAUACGUAGAAAGGAUGUACUACAGGAACAAACAACUUUAUGACAACAUAAUGACGGUGGAGGCAAUAUCGACGAAGAGCCAGGAAGCAGAGGCGGUAGAAAUAACCUCAACGCUGGAAGGAAUUGUCGGUCAUAAGAAAAGUAACUUGGCGCCGACAAGAAUGAAACAAGCAGCAUUAGUGGCGAUGAACGAGACGUACUGUGGACGGGGCAGAAUCUUCACCGAUGCUUCGAAAGCAGACGGUGUCUGCGGAAUAGGUGUAUACAUUGAGGACGUGGAUGUGAAACGAUCGUUUAAGCUGGAAGGAGAUAUAAGCAUUACUGCGGCAGAAAUCCAUGCUUUAGGCGUGGCACUACAAUUCGUCGAAGAGGGACAACUGCUCAACUACGUCAUCUAUACGGACUCGAUGACAGCGUGCUUGAUGUUGGAAGAAGCAAGGGAUUUCAACAGGGCGGAGACAGUGCUAGCAUAUGUGUUAGAAACAGCACGGAAAUGGCGUAUUAGCUUCCAGUGGAUUCCAAGCCAUGUAGGAAUCGCUGGAAAUGAAGUAGCGGAUCAACUAGCGAGGGAAGGAGUAAACCAAACUACCGUGUUGGAGCACCAACUAUUUGCAAAAGACGUCAUGAGACAGAUAAAAGUACAGACAGCAGAAUCAGCACAACGCUGGUACCAGGAGUAUUCACAGGAGAAAGGAAUACGGUUCUUCACGCUGCACCAAAAGCUACAUGAUAAGCCGUGGUAUCAUGGAAAAAGUUUUGGAGGUCGGGAUAUACGACUUCUGAAUAGAAUCAUGACCGGCCACAACUACGCGAAGAGCUGGCUGGCCAGAAUGAAAAUUGUGGAGAGCGGAGAUUGCGAGUUAUGCGCGGAGGAAGAAACGGCAGAACAUUCGAUCCUGACCUGCCCCCGCUACAACAGUAUCAGAGCUAGAUACAGUUUUGGGAAUGGAUAUUCAGAAUUAGUAGAAGUGUUUAAAACCAAGAGCAUGGAAUUAUAUAAAGAGUUAGUGGAUUUUGUGAAAGAGUGCAAACUAGACUUGUGA